ACUGAGCAUGCGUAUGGUCGAAUACUUGGACAUGGAAAGAACAGGGAACCGAGAGAGUAUAUCCCAUGAAUCAUCAAUUCCCAUGAACAAGGAAUCUGCAGAAGCCCUAUAACCAGACGGAAGAGACUGGUAUGAAAGUUUUCACAUGCUCGAGAUCCAGUAAAGUCAAACAGUGGCUGGUACAACUUUUACCUAGCAGGGAUACCGGGCUCAUGAAUAUUAACUAAACACGCAAGUCUGGGCGAUCUUGAGGAAGAGUGAGGAGAAAAUUUCUUUAGCGUAGUGACCAGCAUGGCAAGGGAUGUAGAAAAUGACAUAGAUACUUUCAUUCAGCAGCAGAAACACAAGCUUGCUCAGGAGAGACAUGAUCUUGAACAGGAUGAGCCAGUGCAUGAGCGCAAGACCUGGGAUAAACCCACCAAUGAAAAAAGGCCUACCCUAGCAGAGGAGCCUCAUCAAGCACCAACUCCAGAAACUGGACUGCCGAUUGGACGCAAUAGCUACGAAGCAAGACGAAAAAAACUGCAGGAGGAGAGACGCAAAGAAUAUAAUGAACUUCUAUUAAAGAAAUCUCCUGCUAAGGGGCCAAGGCGGCUACCCACACCUAAUGGAAGAAGUUUACCUGUCGGAGGAGGUCAAGACUCUGUGACAGACAGGAGGAAGGCACUGCAGGAGGAACGUAGCAGAGAGUACAACAAAAUGCUUGCACAGUCCCCUAAACCUGUUAGACCACCGAAGAUAGCUGAUGAGGGUGGUCUCCCUGUGGGCCAGUAUGCAGAACAAAAGAAGAAGCUGGAGGAUGAAAGGAUCAAGGAAUAUAAUGAAUUUCUCCAAAAGAACCCCCCAGGUACCCAUAGGCAGAUUCUGGAGCCUAAGACAGGUGGCAAACAUGUGCAUUUUAAUAGAAACGCAACAGACGAGGAACUACAACAGAAACCUAUUCAGCACCAACCCUAUCCUUAUAGUGAUUAUGAACAUUCAGCCAGUCAUGAAAGACUUAAUCACAUUAGAAAUCAGGAGGAUCAGAGAUCUGUUCAUCAGCAUCAUCAUGAUCUCAGCAGAGUAAGGGAUCCUGAUCACCAGAGAUCACCUUUGCAGGAUAGGCUUGAUCACCUCAGAGAUGAACACUAUUAUCAAAGGACUGUUCGUCAAAAACAGCAUGAACCAAAACGAGUGUAUGAUCCAUAUGACGAAUCACCAUUACAUGACCGUCUUAUCCAUAUCAAAGAUGAACGCAGUCCAAGAUCAGUUCAUCUAACUGGAGACAUUCACAGAAAAACUUCUGAUCCUGCAGAUAGAUUUGAUCAUGGCUCGUACGAGUAUAGACAGACAGGAGAAAAAUCUAUACACCCAAGUCAGAAAAACUUUCAGAGCUCUAGGAAGGAGAAUUUGCCUCCUAAACCUGCCACCCCAGACACUUUCUUGAGUAAACUAGGAGGUCAUGACCGAGAGAAGAAAAAACUUGAUGAAGAAAGAAAGAAAGAGUACAACCAACUCUUACAGCAGAAAGCUGCUCGAGGUGAGAAGAUACCAGGGAGGGGUGGAGAGACUCUGGGUGUCCCAGGCCUGGAUGACAGAUUAAAUGAUCAGAAACAUGAAGGAAGAAACCCAGAACUGUCCAGAAGGCAGCAGGGACAUCUUGGACCAGAUGAAAACAGUAGUUGGCUACAGAAUGGGCCACCCUCUGCACCGCGAAAGGGUUGGGCCACACCCACAUAUGAGGAGAUACUACAGAAGAAACAGCAAGAGGAGAACCGUUACAGGCGCUAUGAUGACCCAGAAUUGACCAGACCUAAUCCUAAACUGACCAGUAGAGACAGAGAUUUGUACGGAUCUGAUCCGUCAAGAACCAAUCGUGAUAAAAGUCUGCUUGAAGAUGGUGACUGGCUGAGGCCUGAGCGAAUGAAAAAUGACCUGUAUAAUGCGGCCCAACAGCAGCAGCGUCCACAGCAAAGUCAGGCUCACUACAUUCCCAGACCCUCAAGGCCUGACCCAUCGGACCACCCACAGGCUACCUUGUUGAUAGAUCCAAAGAAAGUUGGUCAUGAGGAGACGUCCAGUGCCAAGCGACGAAAGAAGGAAUCUUACCGUCAUGAGCUGGAGCAGCAGAUCCAGGAGCAUUUAGAUGCCAAGAAGUGGGAGAGAGAUCAUGACUGGCGUGUGAAUGCCACAGGUUUUUUUGACCCAGAGAAGGACCCUGAUCGUUUGAGGGGACUUCCUUUGACAGAGGCUCGAAAAGAGCAACCACCACGUGACAGGGGUAUGAUAAAUGGGGACUUGCAGAGACCCCUCAAUCAUGAGCCCCCUCUGUCACAGAGGAUAGAUUACCAACAUCGUAGUAGCGACAUCAAUCCAUAUUUAAAUGCCUUGGAUUCACUCAGCUCCAGAACCGAUGCGAUACUGGAGAGACGACCAGAUUUAGGGUACAGCGGUGGAGGUACUGGUAUCCUGGACAGGGGCUGGGAAGGACUGAUUGACAGGCCUAGACAGCCAAUCAGAACACAGCCUCCACCUGGAUAUGAAAACUCGACCUAUCUAUCUAGAGUUCCUGAUUAUGGAUCUGUGAAUGAAGCCUACCAUCUGUCUGGUUUGAGGAAUCCCCUGGAGUCAUACAAUGAUAUACCUUCUACUACUCUUGAUGCAGCACCAACUACCACCAGGGUUCAAUUUGAUGAACCAAGUUCGAGCCCUAGAAAGACUGAAGGUCGGCGGAGUGUUCUGCCUUUUCCUGUAGAGGAGCCCGGCCCUGUUAGGACAAAACAGAAGAAGGACACCCAAUCCUACCAGGCAGAACUACAAAAACAGAUUGAAGAACAGAGGUUAAAAAAGAAGAGAGAGAAAGAAGAGCAGGAAAGACUUGACAGGAAAUGGGAAGAAGAGAACAAAAAUUACAACCCCUUUGGCCGAGGUGGGGGUGGGGCUCCCAUCAAGGACUCUCAGGGACAGACUUUAGCUGAUCUACGUCAUCUGAGAAUAAAUGAACAAGAUCAUAGUCCUACCAAGCAGUCACCUCGUGGGCCACCUCAACCUGUGUCGCCUCGACUGGUGGCCAAAUCACCACCCCCAAACCAACAAGGGGAGUCAACCUAUGCUAGAGGUGGCCAUGGCAUAUUUGGUGUACCUAAGACCUAUGAGGAAAAGACAGCCAGUGACAAGUACAAGGAUGAUCUUCGCCAGCAGAUUGAGGACAAGCGUCGUCGUGAGGCAGAGGAGCGAGAAAGGCUGAGACAAGAGGAGGAGCGAGAGAACCAGCGACUGGAGGAGCAGCAGAGGCGGAUCCAGCAUGAGUUUGAGGAGGAGCAGAGGAGGAAGAUGGAGAAGGAGGAGGAGGCAAGAAGAAAAAACGAAGAAAUACGUAAGCUGACCGAAGAAAAGAGAAAACAAGCUGAAGAACAACGCAAGGAGCAAGAAGAACGUAAGCUACAGGAGCUCAGAGAAAGGCAGGAAGAGGAACGGAAGGCUCGGGAAAGGGAACUUCAGUCAAAUGCCGACCGACCAAGUUCACCUCCUGUACCAGCAGUGAAAAGUAAACGUGCUAUGGAUGAAGACUCCUCUAUUGAUGCCACUGCAAUGCUUUCACAUCUAAAUCUGGAACAGCGAGGGAACUCACCAGUUGUUCCAGCCCUGCGCAAAAAUAGUGCUCCUGCUCCUCCUAAAACACAGCAGGCCCCAGAUUCCAUGGCUGCCGAGAGCAGACCUCCGAGAGCUAGCAGUGCUGAUGUACUGAACCAGCUAGCAGCCAUGAGAAGACAACUUCAGACUGAGCGGGCUCGUGUGGAAAAUGCUUUAGAUCACCAAAAGAAUGACUACGAAGUUUAUGACCCCAGGCUGGUUGUACAGAGACCCCCCAGUAGUCCCGCGACGUGAACCUGAAUUUGAUAUUUUUGAAGGGGCACGAAACCGUGCCCCUGUUAGUGUUAGACGACAACCUCCUGAUAAUGCCAGCACGUCAAACAUCAAGGAGUUUAAUUACCUCAAACAUAAAGGAGGAUCAGAGUCCCGGCGUGGAGUGCGUGAGAGUUAUCCAGAGACCCCUCAGACUAACUUAGACUUGGAGGCUCAACAGCUGGCUCUCAUACAGAAGCAGGAGGAUGCCCUGAGGAACCAAGCCUACAGAAGUGUAUAUGAGCAAGAGUUGCCAAAUAUGGCACCCCAUGACCUGGGCUUGACCAGAAAGGAACCUGACACUCCCCAGGCCCUACUCCAAUCUGACAGUGCUUUUAUAGGUUUGUUUAAACACAUGCCUCGU
Molecule: messenger RNA, 4249 nt
Organism: Liolophura sinensis
Lineage: Eukaryota; Metazoa; Mollusca; Polyplacophora; Chitonida; Chitonidae
Product: centrosome and spindle pole-associated protein 1-like
Exons: 37
Coding region: 292-3867 (1191 amino acids)
Biological process (GO): positive regulation of cytokinesis
Cellular component (GO): microtubule; centrosome; spindle pole
Source: RefSeq, a predicted model, not a curated record